AUGCCUACGCUCAAACCGCUACCGGAUUGUGAAGGCCCAAAGCUAGAGUGUUUCACCGAUGAUCUCUCAAAGCACGACUUGAAGUUUCUGGAAUACCUAGGCGAGGGCUGUCACUCAGUCGUUCUCAAGGCCAGGAUUGAUGGCAAAUUCUAUGUUGUCAAAUUUUUCUUCCCUACUUUCGUAAACGAGCCGACCUUCGAGAUGGCUCCUAUUGAUGAGUUUCACGUCGGGAGAGACGAGAGAGGGCUAUUGGUCGCCAGUGACAAGAUGCCCCAGCAUGUAGUCGACAGUCUACGUCUCCAUGCCACGUCCUUCAACAACGAGUGUCGCGCCUACGGUCGGCUCAAGGAGCUGGGCCUUGAGUAUCUCGCAGUCAAAGCGCAUGGCUAUCUACGCCUGAGUUUUGCUCAGUUCGACGAGUAUAUACGAGACGUGCUGGGAGACAGCCAUCCCCAAAACGAGGAGUACACACUGGAUGUGCUAGAGAUGUGUGAGGAUCAAGUCCACCUGCCCAUCAUGGCUAUCGUCAAAGAUUGGAUUCCCAACCACCGAAAGCCCACAGGCGAAAUAACACGAGAAGCGGAACAGCGACAGAUCAAUCAUCUACCGCGUAUGCUUCGCAACCUUCGCCAGCUCCACAAGUGCGGUAUCGUUGUACGGGACCUCAAGUCUCAGCAGUAUUACGAGGGCCAUCUGGGCGACUUCAGCCACGCCUGGACGAUUCCGCAUAUUUUCGGCCCUGAAGGCGGGAACCGACCGCCCUGGGCUUUUGCGAGCAUGGCAGCUUGGGACCUGAAGUGUUUCCACGACAUGGUCAAAUCAAUGAACGAGUCGGCGGACAUGGCUGAACCACCACUCAACAGAUGUAAAUCGAUUAUACCGCGAAACGAAGAGCGCUGCGAGAGUCUUCGUCCUCGUCCAAGCAGGCAGAGACCUUUCCUACCCAUGCUCGCCUACGAUUGCUCGAGCCCUGGCACCAUGGACUACUCUCCUCCUUUCGAUCCGGCACUCUUCAACUGGAGGGCUAUCCAGAAGCGAGCGACAAAGAAGUCCAUGGGCGAUAUCCCAGAGAAGCCUGCCGGUGGUGUCUCGAUGAAGCGAAAGUCCACUGCCGCCAGAAAAGCCCGACAGGCGGGGAAGGGCAACAACAAGAAGAGGAAACGAUAG
This is a messenger RNA of Fusarium mangiferae, 1167 nucleotides long. RefSeq lists its product as uncharacterized. The record is from RefSeq and is a predicted model, not a curated record. Bases 1 to 1167 code for a protein of 388 amino acids. Lineage: Eukaryota; Fungi; Ascomycota; Sordariomycetes; Hypocreales; Nectriaceae. The transcript has 2 exons.